AUGACGCUCUUGCACGAGCUCUUCAAGCAGCGAGUCAAGAUGUCGGAUACUGGAGCAGAGGACAGGGAGGAUGGUCAGGGCAGCUCGAAGGGCAAGCACGACAACACGGGAAGACAGGGGACAGGAGGAGGGCAGAGCACAAAAGCGACAGAGCACGAGAAGACGGAGGAGGGGGAAGGAGAGACGAGAGCCAAGGGGGAAGAGGAAGACGCUGCGCAUGAUCAGGUGACUGAGCGGAAGCUGGAAGGCUACCUUCUUACCUUAUCAAAGACUCUGCUGGAGCACGAAGAGGAGGAGAUGACAGAGCACGCUAGGUAA
Messenger RNA from Guillardia theta CCMP2712, 318 nucleotides. RefSeq lists its product as hypothetical. NCBI's taxonomy places the organism in Eukaryota, Cryptophyceae, Pyrenomonadales, Geminigeraceae. The record is from RefSeq and is a predicted model, not a curated record. Bases 1 to 318 code for a protein of 105 amino acids. The transcript has a single exon.